AGUGGGAAAAAAAUCCAGACAGUUAUGGUGCAUUUUAUUUAUCCUGCUCCAACAUAUCGGGUUAAAUGAUAUUAUUUAUUCACUUAUUCUACCUCUGAAAAGUAGGCUAGAAGUACUCCUUAGGGCAGUAGCGUCUAUGACGACACAUUUUAAACUUAGAAAGCAACCGACGUUACAGUAAACUAGAAUACACGAGACUAUUGAUGAGGGAUCGACAAGAUAUCACUUUGGUUUACUGGGUAACUGUUAUUCGUUGUUUAACGGAAACAUUUAAUGCAGGUGUGAAAAGAACACGGUAUAGAUUUUCUGUGUUUGAAAAAAGCUUUCCGAUCGACACGGUGAAUGGAUGAUUGAAACCAAAUACCAGAGUUUAUGACGAAAACCAAAAAUAUCAAAUUAGUAAGCAUUGUUUAUCAAUGACAGCUUUUGUGAACAUUUACGACUUCAGCAAAGCACUGUAGAAAAUGUCGCAGGUACCAUAAUAAAUAUAUUACUAAAGACUGCGAAAAUGAAUAAUUUCACUUCUUAUACCAGUAUAAUAGUUAAAAACUUAUCCAGGAUUGGCAAGCCACCAGUGUCCACGUUAUAAACUUUUAAAGUUUUUCUUAAAUUGUCAUUUUCACUAUGUCAAAAACUCAACUUUCAGUAUCAAAUACUAAAACACAAUUUGAAAACUAACAUCUACUUUUAUCUCAAUUGUAUUUUCUAAUGAAUUGAUAUUUAAUAUUGCGAUUGAAUUAUUGUGUGCACUUGGCGUACAACGUGCGAUAUUUUACUUCCGGAAGCUAAUGCAUCCAUACCUAUACAUCGCGUCAAUUGUUUGCCUAUGUAUGUAAUUACAAUGUACCGUUUAUCGGCAUCCGUUUUUCGAGUAUUUUCUUUAUCUUUAUGUACAGUAGUACACCUAUCACAAUCAGCAAAAAUACGAGAACAAGAGGUGCAGCGAUGGCAAAUGGUGACCUUCACAAAAGAUUAAGGGAGAAAGAUGAAAGGUGAAGAUAACGAACAGUGAUCAAUCUCAUAACUCCUACAAGCAAUACAAAAUAGAUAGUUGGGCAAACACGGACCCCUGGAUACACCAGAGAUGGCAUCAGGUGCCUAGGAGGAGAAAGCAUCUCCUGUCGACCGGUCACACCCGCCGUGAGCUCUGGAUCAAAUAUACUUUAAAACAUGAUACACUCACGAAAACUAUACAAUAUAUGUAACGGAUUGAACUAAUUUCGUUAAAUACGUAAAAGAAAAUUUUGUUACUUAUAUAUGUGGAUUCUUUUGUUAAACAUUUAAAACCAAAAAGUGUUGUUUAUGCGAAACAAGUUGUGUUAGAUGUGACCGGUCGAAAGGGGCUGUUUAGUCCUGAUAGGCACCUGAUCCCACCUCUGGUGUGCUUAGGGAUCCGUGUUUAUUUUGUAUUGCAUAUAUAAGUUAUAGGAUUGAUCACUGUUCGUUAUUUUGACCCUUCUUUAUUAUAUGCAUGUGGAAUUUAACUUUGCAAAAUGUUUCACUUUGUAAAUUAUUCUACAUACAAAAUACAGAGCUGUAUGGUUAAUAAUCAGGAAAAACAACAUAUUAGGAAAAAUGCUUUUUAACAAAAGCAGAAGUAAUUGAUAUGAUACUGAAAAUAUAGGAUUAGAGCGGAUCCAAAGGUUUAUUCACUUUGUUUCGACCCAGUAUGUUCAUAUUAUUUUCAGGCGGCGUGGAAAUAUUGGGAACACUGCAGAAGACAGGCUCCUAAUCUGAAUUCACUUCUAACACGCUCCCGAUUUACUACGGAAAAUUCCAAAUCCGUGCAAAAAUGUGGGGAUUCACUUUGCGGUACAUGUAAUCAUCUAGUGGAAGACAGAGAAAAAAAUUCUUAAAUGCGGCAAAAAAAUUAACACCAAAUUCUACCAAGACAUGCAAAUCCGAAAACGUAAUAUAUUGUAUGACCUGCCCUACCUGGAAUGAAAACUACAUCAGACAAACCAACAAAGUGAACGCCCGUGUGCGCGUCCACAAGCAGCAAAUUCACGGUCCAAGUAUCAGAAAUGCGCCAUGUUUCGAACAUUUUGCCAAUUGUGGUCAUGGAGAUUUCAACAUAUUUCCAUUUUAUAAAAUGUAUAAUGACUGCGAAAUUUCCAGAGUUAAAAAGGAGGAAUACUUUAUAAAAUUGUUUAAUCUCAAACUUAAUAGAAAAUAACAGUGUAAAAUUGAAACUACAUUGAACUGAACUCUGCAAUUGAUAUCCCAGUAUUGUCUAAUAUUGUGUGUAUUAUACCGCUACCAGUGUAAAUUAUUAUAACGUCACAAAGAACAAUUUCUUACGUCGCGAUAUGUUGACGUUACUUAGCAGUAUUAUUUAAAUGUAUUACUGUCUGAAGAGACAUUAAAGCCGAAAGAGCUAACAGUGAAAUGUUAUUCGAGUUUUGUGUUUCUUGACUUUUAUUAUUGGAUCUUUCUUUCUCUCUCUCUCCUUCUCUCUCUCUCUCUUUCUGUAUGUAUAGCUUAUUUCAUUUUAUUAUCUGUAGUACCGGGAUACGUUCUGUUCUUAUUCAACAAGAAUAGCAGUAUAUCUGUACUAGGCCUAGGGACGUAGGACAAAAACCACUGACGACUGAAUGGUGAUACUAUGACGUAUUCUUACAGGGAUUUUAAAUGUUAUAUUUAACCCCAACGUGCUUUGUAAGCAGAACGGCUGUUUAUCAUUUGGGUUAUUUUAAACACACACAUACAUGUAUAAUAAUUUAUCUGGAGUCGGUCGGGGAUUCCCAUGAUUCACAAAAAGAAAAAAAAAAUCGUUGUCUCUGAUCUUGAAUGAUAUAUGGAUCGCUUACAUUAAUAAACGUUGCUAUUAUCUAUGAAGACUUCAUAUCAAAUCUAAACAACCUUAAAGAAACACACUUUCAAGUCUGUUGUUGGAGACAUCCCGAUAUCACUUCAAGUAAUUUGUUUAGAGGGUUCAGACUUCAACAAAUAUGAUUUUGCAAUAUCUCAUAAUGAUGAUCGUUGCCAGUAUAUGCCUUCUAGAUGUUAAGAUAUUUGCAGUAGGAGAAGAAUGUAUAGAGUCCAACUUAACAGCAAAGUUUGUCCUAAGUUGUCCCAAAACAGCUGCAGAGUGGGCGACUGCGGCAUCAAAGAAAGCCUGUAAUCACAUCAAAAACAACUGUGGAUCAUUCGAGUACCAUUGUGUGAUUAAUGCAUGGCAGAAUGAAACAAUAGAAGUAUGUUCGAGAGUCAUGAAUAUUGUAGGAAAAGCGUGUGCAGAAUACAGUUUAGGUGGACGUAGAAUCCAGCGGAAUAGGAAUGCAAAGUGCGCUACAUGUCCUGAUGUUUAUCUAUCAAAUGAGAGUUACAAAUAUUCAGAAUGUUAUAGCCAAGCUUAUCAACGUCGAAAAACAGUUAAACCUAAUAUCGUCACGUCGCCCAGCAUAUAUACGACGAAUGAUGGUAAAUCUACAAUAUCGUCAAGAUUGCUUAUCCAUAUCCAGAAGGAAGUGACGUCAGAAGCAAAGCUCGCCCCUAACCAUACGAACGCAGAAAAUCAAAAGCAAGAGUCAUACCCCCAAAAUGCGGUUCUUCUUUGUGUGAGCAUACCCGUAGGAAUAGCAGUUUUCAUCCUUUGUCUGAUAGUCCUUGUAUACAGAGUUUGCAAAGAUAGAGAAUUUUGUUCCUUGAAAGGUAUUUUUUCAUCGCUGUUCAAGACAAAAUACGAAUCUCAGACACCACGGCAGACAGACAUCAAUAUCGAAGAUGAUGGAGCCAAACUUGAAGACGAGAGGAUUACGGAAGAACAUCCUUUGACAGUAGAUAUAGUCUGAGUGAGAAUAAAGGAUGUGGAUGUUGACUGAAUAAUGGGAUAUCAAAAUUAACUGAUUAAUGGCAGCUUAAAAUUGAUUGACUAAUGGCAAAUUGAGAUUGACUGAUUAUUGGUAGGUUGAAAUCGACAAUGAAGGACACAUUGAAAGAUCGUGCACGAUAUUGAGGAUGAACAAAGCAAGACUGACUGGAAAUCGACAUAUUGAAAUUGACUGACUAAUGACAUCAAAAUACCUUAAGAAUGCCAAAAUUGAUAGGGUCAGAUUGACUAACUAAUUCCAGAUUGGUAUUAUUGACAAAUAUGAGCUUUUGAUUGACUAACUGAUGUCAAAUUGAGAUUGGCUGAUGUUAGAUAGGUUUAGUGACUGAAGUUAGAGAUUGACUGAGUGAUGAUAAAUAGAGGUUGACUGAUUGAUGUUAGAGAUUGCCUGAGUGACGUUAGAUAGAGAUUGACUGAGCGAUGCUAGAUAUUGCCUGACUGAUGUUAGUUGCAGUGUUUAAUGAGUGAAGUGUAUCGAUGGCAGGUUGAGAAUUUAACCGAUGGCAGUUAUAUUUCAUGUCAUUGCAUUUUUACUUUUUACAUGUUUCCAAUUAUCCAUUUUAUUACUAUGUUCAUUUAUUUGCUCUUUAAUGUGAACCAAUAUACCAGUGCCAAAUGUUGUUAAAAUGAAUGAAACGGAAAUUAAAAUUAUGUUUUACAACUGUC
Messenger RNA from Ostrea edulis (European flat oyster), 4498 nucleotides. RefSeq lists its product as uncharacterized. Lineage: Eukaryota; Metazoa; Mollusca; Bivalvia; Ostreida; Ostreidae. The coding region runs from base 2952 to 3794 and encodes 280 amino acids. The record is from RefSeq and is a predicted model, not a curated record. The transcript has 8 exons.